This is a messenger RNA of Diuraphis noxia (Russian wheat aphid), 562 nucleotides long. Its product is annotated as hrp65 protein-like. Gene Ontology annotation, molecular function: RNA binding. The record is from RefSeq and is a predicted model, not a curated record. Lineage: Eukaryota; Metazoa; Arthropoda; Insecta; Hemiptera; Aphididae.
AUGGCGCAAAUCAAAGAUGAGAAGAUCAGUGACACGUCGUUAAAUGGCCCUAACGCACACCACGGUCCCAACGCCAAUCAUAAGCCUAAAGAAGAAUUCCACGGUGGUGGCCGAGGUGGAAGAGGCAACCGCUACCAACCGUAUGGUGGACCAAAUAGAGACCGCAAAGGUGGUCCGCCAAGAGACAACAAUAUGGAUCAUAGAGGAGGACCGGGUAAACCACAAUUUGAUGGACCUCCUAUUCCUGUUGAAGGUAUGUCUGUUCGUGAACUGGAAGCGUUAACUGCACAAGGAGGAAUGGGUGGGGAUAGCCAAGUGGCAAAGCAGGAAUCGACGCCGUUCGUGGAAACUUUUGUACGUGACAAUCAAGGAGUAUUGCCGCCACCAGGCCUUUUCGACGCUGGCCCUAGAGGAGACAGGGGCGGAAGGUGGGGUCAAGACAGACGUAACGGCCAGGAUCGUAGAAGAUUUUAAUAUUUCAAAAGAUCCUAAGAAUAAACAGAUUAUAGAACAAAAAAAAAAUUGGAAAUGGAUAAUUAAAUCUCUUCAUUUAAAGAUGAAA